GCUUCCUAGUUUGUGUGGUUCGUGUCGUGCUUGCUGGCGGCCCGUUGUUUUCCUCCUCGGAGCGGCUGCUCCUCGCGCACAGAGACGAUCUUGGGUAGAGUCCGGGUACAAGGUGGGGCAGCGGCUCCGGGUUUAACUUGGUGAAGUUGCGUGUUCGUCGUUUUAUGGCGGAUUGUUCCGCGGCCGCCGCAGAGACACGUGAGCGGGCCUGCGAGACAGCACUUUAAGAGUUUGGCAGCACCAACGUAGACCAGAGUCAUGGCCUCUGGCAAGAACAAGAACCAGACCUCUCUGGUCCUACACAAGGUGAUCAUGGUGGGCAGCGGCGGCGUGGGGAAGUCCGCGCUCACGCUGCAGUUCAUGUACGACGAGUUCGUGGAGGACUACGAGCCCACCAAGGCCGACAGCUACAGGAAGAAGGUGGUGCUGGACGGCGAGGACGUGCAGAUCGACAUCCUGGACACGGCUGGUCAGGAGGACUACGCCGCCAUCAGAGACAACUACUUCCGCAGCGGCGAGGGUUUCCUGCUCGUCUUCUCCAUCACGGAGCACGAGUCCUUCACAGCUACGUCCGAGUUCAGGGAGCAGAUCCUGCGGGUGAAGGAGGAGGAGGUCAUUCCUCUGCUCCUCGUGGGCAACAAGUCGGACCUGGAGGAGCGGCGGCACGUGUCCGCCGAGGAGGCCACGGCGAAGGCGAACGAGUGGGGCGUCCAGUACGUGGAGACGUCGGCGAAGACGAGAGCCAACGUUGACAAGGUUUUCUUCGACCUCAUGCGUGAAGUCCGCAAGAAGAAACUGUCAGAGAGCAAAGACAAAAACGGGCCGAGCGGCAAGAAGAAGAAGAAGCGCUGCUGCAUCCUGUGACCUCGAGGUGACAAAGUGCCAAAAAAACACAAGCAGCUCGACAUUGUGAAACCGUUAAUUCUCUGCUCGUUGAUUUUUACACCUUCAAAAUGUUUUUGUUUUUUCUCCUAAUGUAUAAAAAUCCAAAUAAAAGGUCAAACGACAGCGACUCGAUGUUUGACGUCACGUCGCCAUUUUCACCGGAGGAACCUCGCUUCCUGCUACAUGUGGCCAUAAGUACGUGGACACAUUCCUCCGGUCAGGGAUUUUCUCACAGCUCAGUUUCCUUCACAAAGCAGGAAAAAGUUACUCCUGGAAAAAGCUCGGACACAUACGAUUGGCCGAUGGAAGCCUGUUGCAUGUUGCCGUUCCGUUGAUUCGAUUUCCAGCCAAAUUUCCCUUUUUAAAACUGACGAAGAAAAUGAAAAUGUUGUCCAUCAGAUUUUAGUUAGUAAAGCACUUUUAUGUCCUUUACAAAAUAAAAUCAGUAAAUAGGAAGUGAGCAAAUCUUUAUACGUUUGAAACGAGGAAACACUACAGGCCGGAAAACUACGAUCAAGAUAAAGUAAAACCAGAAAUAAAAAAAGUAAAUGACACAAUAUUAAAUAUAAUGGAAUAAAAGCAUAAAGAAAGAUAUUUAGAUAAACAAAAUUCAAAGUGAGAGGAGGCGUCGUAAGAGUUGUGUUGUUGUUGUUGUUCAUCUUUUUUCUGCAGUUCUCAAACUAUCUUUGGACACUAGAGCCUCCAGACGAACUCAGACGUGUCCACAUUCUUAUGGCCACUUUGUGUCUUUACCUGCAGAAGCAUAAAGAAGCAAAACGACACAAGUUGUCCAUGAUAUUGAUAUAUUGGGAGAUUUUGUGCCUUAAACUGUUUCCAGUGAUUUAACGACUCUUCAUCAGAAGCCAAAAAACAUUUCAUCCAUCACUUUGUUUUUCUUUUUCUGUAUUACGUGUUGAGUGUUUCGUCUUCCGACACAUUCCUGCUGCGUAGCGACACCUGACACACUCCCUUUGUAUGAAAACUUUAUUCUCCACCUCCCUGACGAACACGCGUUUCAUUUAUUAUCAAGUUUUAAUCACAUGAUUGUUCCUAUUGUAUUUAAGUCUCUGUGUGUGUUUGUGUGACGACCUCGUAUCGUUUGAUAAUAAAAGAAAACACAUAUUGAUCACUGA
This is a messenger RNA of Scophthalmus maximus (turbot), 2018 nucleotides long. RefSeq names its product ras-related protein ralB-B-like. Lineage: Eukaryota; Metazoa; Chordata; Actinopteri; Pleuronectiformes; Scophthalmidae. The transcript is spliced from 6 exons. Gene Ontology annotation, molecular function: GTPase activity; GTP binding; GDP binding. The record is from RefSeq and is a predicted model, not a curated record. Gene Ontology annotation, biological process: Ras protein signal transduction. Bases 259 to 864 code for a protein of 201 amino acids. Gene Ontology annotation, cellular component: plasma membrane.